AUGGCCGCCCCCUCGACAUCCCUUACCUCCCGCCUCGCCGACUCGCUUCGCACGCCAAACGGCAAAAUCGCAGCCGUAGCGCUCGUAUCGGGCGUCUUCACAGCUGGCUCGAUCCUCGUCGCCCAGACUCUGCGGCGCAAGACCCGUCGAAGACGGCUAAAGAGCGCGAUUCAGGAGACUUUGGAGGAAGAGACGGACGACGAGGACGAGCUGGUGGAUUUCACGCGGCCUGUGGGGAGCAGGAGGUCGAGUAUGGCUGGUGUGUCGCAGAAGGCUGCGCGGCAGGCGACGGAGAAUGCGAGGGCUGGAGGGAAGGGCAAGAAGAAGACGAGCGAGGUGAUUAUCCGCGAGGCGCUGGCUCGGAACUAUGUCUUCCUGGGCGAGGACAAGAUGGAUCAGGUUCGGAAGAAGUUUGUGGUCGUCGUCGGGCUGGGAGGGGUCGGGAGUGCGGCGGCUGUCAUGCUUGUUCGAAGCGGGAUCCGCAAGAUCCGCAUUAUCGACUUUGACCAGGUUUCGUUGAGUUCACUGAAUCGACACUCGACGGCGACGCUCGCCCAGGUCGGCACGCCCAAGGUUACCUCGUGCGCCGAGUACUUCGCGCAGAUCGCGCCUUGGGUCGAGGUCGACGCACGUGUCGAGUUGUUUGAGAAGGACCGGGCGGCAGAGCUGCUGGAAGGUAACCCCGACUACGUCAUCGACUGCAUCGACAACAUCGACUCGAAAGUCGACCUCCUCGCCUACUGCAGCAAGAACGAUCUCCGCGUCUUCUCCUCGCUCGGUGCGGCGGCGAAGAGCGACCCGAGUCGUAUCCAGAUCGCCGACAUCUCGACAACUUUCGAGGACCCGCUCGCCAAGUCGGUUCGGCGAAGGCUGCGGUUGGAGGGCGUUGCGAGCGGAGUCCCCGUUGUCUACUCGACCGAAAAGCCGCGACCGGACCUCGGACUCCUCCCACUGCCAGAAGAAGAGUUCCAGAAGGGCAAGGUCGACGAGUUGCACGCCAUGUCCAACUUCCGCGUCCGCAUCUUGCCCGUCCUCGGUCCGCUGCCUGCGAUGUUCGGAAACGUCGCGGCUGCGUACGUCUUGCAGGACCUCGCGGGCUUCCGACAAGAGCCGCUCCCAGUCAAGACCCGCCCCAAGCUGAACGCGACCUUGCAUCGCCAACUCUCGGCAGUCCAGCAGAAGCUGACAGGCGACAACCGUCUGCCCAUUACGGAGGACGACUGCGGCUACAUCUUCGAAGAGCUGCACCGCGCCAAAUCCGUUGCCCCACCACGCGCCUUCCCCUCCCGCCCCACGCUGCUCCCGUGGAAGAAGUCUCGCGGACUGGCAUGGGACAACCUGGUCGUGUUUGAUCGCGAGGAAGGGUACAGACAUGAGGAGCACUGUUUGUUGGGCGACGAGGAGCCGGAGGAGUAUUGGGGAAGGGAGGUGGCGGACUUGGUGGAGAGUAGGAUGGCGGAGGAGAGGCGGUUGCGGCAUUACAGGAUGUAG
Rhodotorula toruloides NP11 is the source of this 1491-nucleotide messenger RNA. RefSeq names its product ubiquitin-protein ligase molybdopterin-converting factor. Gene Ontology annotation, biological process: cyclic threonylcarbamoyladenosine biosynthetic process. The coding region runs from base 1 to 1491 and encodes 496 amino acids. The record is from RefSeq and is a predicted model, not a curated record. Gene Ontology annotation, cellular component: mitochondrial outer membrane. Lineage: Eukaryota; Fungi; Basidiomycota; Microbotryomycetes; Sporidiobolales; Sporidiobolaceae. Gene Ontology annotation, molecular function: ubiquitin-like modifier activating enzyme activity; tRNA threonylcarbamoyladenosine dehydratase activity. The transcript is spliced from 9 exons.